UCACCGCAAACGCAUCACCAUCUCUCCCGCUCGCUCCUCUCCUCUCCUCUCCUCUCUCCGUGCGCGCUAGCCCGCCCCUCCGCGUCACCGAUUCAAAGUGGAGCCGAGCUGCCACGGAACAGUCAGUCAGCGGCAGGAGAGGCUCAGAGCGCGGGGCGAUCCCACACACACACACACACCGCCACUGACACAGCCGGGGCAGGGACACGCUCGCCGGGGACGCUUCACCCUCUCUCACCCUCGCAAGAUCACAGACCGCCUCGGAUCUAACCAUGCGGGCUGAAGUCGGGAAGCUUUUUCUUGUGCAUUUGUUUCUCACGGAGCUCCAUUGCGCUAAAGGAACUCAUGUGGAAUUGGUAUGCGAGACGGGGCAGUUCCAGUGUGGAAACGGACGCUGCAUCCCGUCCCUGUGGAGAUGUGAUGAUGACGAUGAUUGCUCGGACAAUACUGAUGAAGAAAACUGUCCAAAGAAAACCUGCGCGACUACUGACUUCGCCUGUAAGAACGGCCAGUGCGUGCCCGCUAGGUGGCGCUGUGACGGGGAGUCGGAGUGUGUCGACGGAUCAGAUGAGGCUGACGCAAUCUGCAGCCGACACACCUGCCCACCAGAGAAGUUCGACUGUGGGGGAGCGUCCAGCAAGUGUGUAUCGUUGUCAUGGCGAUGCGACGGAGAGAGGGACUGUGAGAACGGGGCGGAUGAGGAGCAGUGCGCAGCUGACGCCAAAGCUUGCCCGAGCAAAGACUUCGCCUGCCGGAAUGGGAAGUGCGUAGCCCAGAUCUUCGUUUGCGACGGCGAUGACGAUUGCGGAGACUCCAGCGACGAAGAGAAGUGCUCGGCGCCCACCUGUGGCCAACACGAGUUUCGCUGCAAUGAUUCUGAAUGCAUCCCGGCGCUGUGGAGCUGCGACGGAGACCCCGACUGUAAAGACAAGUCCGAUGAGUCCAUGGAGCGGUGCAGCCGGAAAACUGAACCCCAGAAACCUCGCUGUCCGGUGGGGGAGUUCCAGUGCGGGAGCGGGGAGUGUGUGCACAUGAACUGGAAGUGUGACGGAGACGCAGACUGCAAGGACAAGUCCGAUGAAGAAAACUGUCCCCUGUUGACUUGCAGACCAGAUGAGUUUCAGUGCGGUGAUGGUUCCUGUAUCCACGGCACCAAACAGUGCAACAAAGUGCACGACUGUCCAGACUACAGCGACGAGGCCGGCUGUGUCAAUGUGACGAAGUGUGACGGCCCAAAGAAGUUCCGCUGUAAGAACGGAGAAUGCAUCGACAGCAGCAAAGUGUGUGACAAUGUGAAGGACUGUAAAGACUGGUCUGAUGAGCCCAUGAAGGAGUGCGGAGUGAAUGAGUGUGCGGAUCAGAACGGAGGCUGCUCCCACCUGUGCAGAGACCGAAAGAUCGGAUAUGAGUGUGACUGUCCCCCCGGGUACAAGCUCCUGGACAAGAAGACCUGUGGAGACAUAGAUGAGUGUGAGAACCCUGACGCCUGCAGCCAGGUCUGCAUCAACUACAAGGGAGACUUCAAGUGUGAGUGCUAUGAAGGCUACGAGAUGGACCCUGUCUCCAAAGCAUGCAAGGCUGUCGGUAAAAGUCCGUACCUGAUGUUCACUAACCGUCAUGAGAUCCGACGCAUUGACCUUCUGAAGAGCGAGUAUUCUCAGGUGGUGCCCACACUGAAGAAUGCUGUGGCUCUGGACGUGGACGUGGCCUCCAACAAGAUGUUCUGGUGUGACCUCUACCACCGCAAGAUCUACAGCGCGUACAUCAACAGAGCCAGUGAAUCAUCCGAACAGGUGACGCUGAUCGACUCGCUGCACUCCCCGGAAGGCCUCGCCGUCGACUGGGUCCACAAGAACAUCUACUGGACCGACUCCGGCAACAAGAGCAUCUCCGUGGCAACCGUCGACGGGCGAAAGAGGCGGGUCCUGAUCGCCACAGAGCUGAGCGAGCCGAGGGCCAUAGCCGUCGACCCCCAGCACGGGUUCAUGUACUGGUCGGACUGGGGAGAUCACGCUAAAAUCGAAAAAGCCGGGAUGAACGGAGUGGACCGGCAGAUUCUGGUGUCGCAGCACAUCGAGUGGCCCAAUGGCAUCACGCUGGACUUGUCCAACAGGCGUCUGUACUGGGUGGACUCCAAGCUGCACCUGCUGUCCAGUGUGGAUCUGAACGGAGACAAUCGCAAAGUGCUGUUAUCCUCCACCGACCAUCUGGGACACCCCUUUGCUCUCACUGUUUUUGAGGACCGGGUUUACUGGACAGACCUGGAGGAUGAAGCCAUUUACAGCGUGAACCGUUUGACUGGACACGACGUGGUGAAGGUGGCAGAACAUCUGAACAACCCUCUGGACCUGGUGGUGUUCCAUGAGCAGAGGCAACCCCAGGCUCCGGACACGUGUAACCUGGGCAGUCUUCCUAAUGGGGGCUGUGAGUACCUGUGUCUGCGCGCCCCUCAGAUCACAGAGCACUCCCCCAAAUACACCUGCGCCUGUCCUGACGGCAUGGAGCUGGGCCCAGACAUGAGGCGCUGUGCAGUCGUCCGACCAAGAACAACCACCACCUCCGCUACCACCACUACUACUACUACUACUACAACCACAACUACAACAACUUCACCUCCUACGACAACUACAUCUACUACGACUACAACACCAGCCCCUACUACCACCAGCACUACAACUACUACAGCAACUUCUACUACAGCUACUACAAGUAAACCUGUUUCCACGUCGACGCACUCCCCCACGCAGACUACGCCUCAGUCUCCCAGAAGCACCUCCACAGAGCAGGUCCACACUACCACGACAGAGAGGAGCACCCACAGGAGCACAGAGAGCAGCAGUACCAGGCAGACACCCACCUCUUCACACACACCCAUGCUGGGGCCCACCGCUCCAGACGGGGUGCAGAGGGAGAGCAACGGCAAUCUGUCACAUAGAGCUGCCAGUGAUCACUACCUCAUAGGGAACAACAUCACCGUGGCCGUGCUGGGGAUUGUCAUUCCGAUCGUACCUAUCCUUGCCACAGUGGUCAUCGGACUCAUCUGCACGGGCGGGUACCUGGUCUGGCGAAACUGGCGUCGCAAAAACACCAAGAGCAUGAAUUUCGACAACCCCGUCUACCGCAAGACCACCGAGGACGACGACGACGAGAUCCACAUCGGCCGGCACAGCGAGUCCAUCGGGCACGUCUACCCUCCACGCGUGGCUCUGAGUCUGGAUGAUGAUGGUUAUCCCUGAGGGUCCCCCAUGGCCCCUCCGCAACCCCCCAAAACCCCCAUCAUCUCCGGCCCUCUCCUCCAUCCCACCCACCACCCGCCACCUCCUCACCUCCGCCUCGAGGCCAAUGCCACGCAAGGGAGAACUCAAACUACCCCUUUAAGGAGCAGGGAUGACAUCGUGUAAUACCGCUCUUUCCUCUGCCUCCGCUUGGCUAACAUAGAUACCACCACUAGCUGCUAAUAGCUCCUUUCUUGCUCCUUUCUUCCACUUCUUGCUGCCUCUUGUUUUUGUAGUUGUCAAAGCUGCUAAAACACGUUCAAACUAACCUCACUGGGCUGUGAAGGCGCGCUGUAAAUAGCGGAUGUCCUAAUCCUUUGUUUUUAUUUAUUAUGUUGUAAAUAUGUUGGAAGUUGUCAAGGUUACGCCGCACUGAUGAGGACUUUUUUAACAUGACAAAACCUCCUGAAGUCUUGAAUCAAACAGAAUAGUCUUUUGAGAAGGGUAUAGAACAUACAUUGCGUUUGCCCCUUGGAGAUGGCUCGUCAAAGCUAAAUAUAGCCACGGGGAACUGGCUGUGAAAAGUUGUGUUUGGAGGUUGUUUUUGGGGUGAAAGAGAGAGAGUGAAAGGAGACGUGCCACCAGAGGGUAGUGGCCCGGGGCUAAGUAGAAGCAGCAGAGCAGAAAGGCAAAGGAUUAUGGGUAAAUCCUCGUCUGGUAUCAGGUACGCACACAUAUGAUAACAGACAUGGGUUUGUUUGCGUAUUUUUGGUACAAGUUAGGAUUAGCUGAUGUAUAGGGUUACUUGCAAAUACAAUGUGAAAAACUGAGAGGUAGAAAAUGAAUAAUGAAGGACAUAAUUGUUAAAGGUGCGCUAUGUAACAUUUCAUGUGCUUGUCUCCAUGGAGAUGUGUUUGCUUUGUCUGAGAUGUUUCACACUAUAGGGAUUAAUUUAUUUAUCUUGCAUUAUAUACUUGUUCUUGCUUUCUUGAGUGAGUUCCCCUCUCCACAGAUCACAUAUGAUAGAACUGUGCUGGUGGCUUCACCCGGUUGCUAUAGUGUGGAACAUUCCAGACAAAGCUAUUACAAUUCCAUGGAGAAGCAGGUAGCGAACCCUUCACAAGAAAAGUUACAACUUUAAGACAGAUAAUUCAAUGGAAUCUAGUAUUAUCAUCCACUGCUGGACUGUUACAUUGACUGCUUUGCACUUCCCGUCCUGUUUUGUUCCAGUUAAUGUUGUUAACAUUAUUUUGGAGUGAUCUCUGAGCAUGGCAAACCCACACCAUAACAGAUUUGUGCUGGAUAACUAAAGUUUGCAUCAGGUUUAAUAUCUGGUUUAACUCACAUCUGGAUUAAUACCCCAAAUGGGAACUUAAAGUCUAAAAAAUAAUGUUUGAUUACUGUGAAUUAUUCCUGUUACAGACACGUUGCUGUUUGCAUUAUAACUACAUACGUAGACUGUUAGACUAUACUGUUAAAUUUGUACAUUUUGACUUACUACUAAAUGUUAAAAUAUUAUGAUUAGAAAUUCACUUGGCUUCCAGUUUGCCAAUUCCAGUCUGCUUGUCCAGCCUUUCCAGUUUAAAUUUAAGCUUAAUUAUUACAUCUACCUAAGUACAGGAAGACAAAGUGUAUGUACUACAAAAGUAUUACAAAAAUAUUUGGCCACUUUGAAAUGUGUUCAAAGUAAAAACAAUAUAUAUAUAUACAUUUGAGAACAAUUUUUCAAUGUAAAUGAUCUUGAAAAAUGUUAUCUUUCGAACAGUAAAACAAUAUGUAAAUAGUAUAGUAUAAUUACUUAAGAACUGUAUAAAAAUGUACUGUACUUUACUUUCUACCACCAAUGUAGAUACAUGAGAGAAAAAAUAAUUAUACAGUAAUUUGCAAUUUCACAGUGCUUAUAAUCCCAUCUAAAUUUGGCAGGGCUUUGGCAUUUGCUUCCUGAUUACUGUUAUAUUUAAUUACCCACUGAAGCCAGUAGUUGUGGAUAGUCCUUGGUUCACUCGUAGACAGAGUUCUGGCUCUGUCCCAUGGUGCUGUCAGUGACUAUGUAGACAUCCAGCCUUUUUUUGUGAUGUGAUGAGUAAUGCGCCAAGGCUGAACGGGCACGCACUCAUUUGGUUUGAAAAGAAACUGUGUAAACCAGCAUAAAUAGUGGAUCUUCCAUGGGGCUUGCCAAUGCCUUCCAGCCCUGAAUCAGAAUUUAUGCUCAGUGGAUUUUUGCAAUAUUUUAUAAUGGUGACUUACUUGAAGCAGCGAGGACUUGUUAACACGGCACGGUUGGAAUAAAGUCUAGAGUUUGGCAAAUGCAAUAGCAUACUUACAAAAAGUUUCAGGAAUUUACAUGAAAAGUGAUCUUCCAUUUUUUGUACUUACUUAUGAAAUCUAGUUCUACAUUUCUUACAGCGACUAUCAGUUAGAUUUAAGGUCUUCCACUGGCAAUAGUUAUUGUUUUGCUUUCAUACCCUAUUCUGCAUAAUGAAGUGAUUUCCUUAUUUCUUUGCAUUAUUUGUGCCAGUUCCAAGCCUUGAUAGUUUUUUUUUUAUUAUUAUUAUUUUUUAUAAUACAUAAUUAGGUGUAUCGUUACAGAAGGAUUCCACUGUUAAUUAUCAAUUUUGUAUCGUCACUGGCUGUUUACGUGACACCGAAAUUUUAUCAUUAUCUGAUUUCUGGAGUUAUCCGAGUAAGAAAUGUCACGUAGCAGUUAUAUCUGAUGUGAGUCAUCAGAUUUCUUUUUGAUUAUUCACACCUAUGCAGGUUUUGACAAGAAUAAUUAUGCAAAAAGUGGCAAACUAACACAAAACUGAAUGAGAAAAUGGUAAAUAUCAAAAGAGGUACUUUAAAAGGCAUUGUACUUUGUCUUCCAAAUAGUUAUACUCCAGUUAUAAUCCACUGAUUUACCAACACAUAUCAACAGUUUUUCAUGAUCAGAUUUCCCUUGUGCAUGUAAACACACACCAAAAUCAGAUCUAAUUAUGGGCUUAUCUGAUUACUCUAGUUAUAUUCUAGUGAUAUUUCCUAAUUUCUCAUUUGUAUUAUUUGUGUCAGUCUCAUGCCUUGAUAGAUUUUUGUUAUUAAUAAUACACAAUUAGGUGUAUCAUUAUAGAAGGAUUCCACUGUUAAUGAUCCGUUUUGUAUCAUCACUGGCUGUUUACGUGGACAAGAAAUCUCAUAGUCAUCUGAUUUUUGGAGUUAUCUGAGUACUGAAAUGUCAUGUAAACAGUUAUAUCUGAUGUGAGUAAUCAGAUUUCUUUCUGAUUGUUUACAGCUAUGCAGGUUUUGACAUGGUCUAAUUAUGGGGUUGUCUGAUUUCUCUAGUUAUAUUCUAGUAAUAGUUCCUUAUUUCCUUGCAUUAUUUGUGUCAGUCCCAUGCCUUGAUAGUUUGUUUUUUUUUACUUGAUAAUACAUAAUUAGGUGUAUCAUUACAGAAGGAUUAAACUGUUUAUGAUCAGUUUAGUAUCGUCACUGACUGUUUACGUGGACACCGAAAUCUAAUCAUUAUCUGAUUUCUGGAGUUAUCCGACUUAUAUCAGUUGUCAUGUAAACAGUUAUAUCUGAUGUGAGUAAUCAGAUUUCUUUCUGAUUGGCCAAGAAUAAUUAUGCAAAAAAUUUAAAUGGCAAACUAACAAACGUGGCAAAGGCAAAACUGAAUGAGAAAAUGGUAAAAAGAAAGAGGUGUUUUAAAAUGCAUCAUACUUUGUCAUCCAAAUAGUUACAUAACUGGUGUUUUUCAUGAUCAGAUUUCCCUUGUGCAUGUAAACACACACCAAAAUCAGAUCUAAUUAUGGGGUUAUCUGAUUACUCUAGUUUCCUCCAAUUUUUACUUUGUUAUUAUAAUACAUCUAAGUCUAAAUAUAGCCGCUAUUCUGGUAUGAUGUUUAAUCAUAGUACUUUCUGAUACUCUAAAACAGUUGAAAUUGACAUAUAAAAUAGCUGUAAAGUAUGUGCCCCAUUCAGACCACUCUGGGAUUGCAGUUAUUUUCCCCUCUCCUGUGUUCUGGGGCAACUGUGAUGAAGUCUGACAGGGAAGAUCACGCAGGUCACAUAUCCCUCCCCUGAUAGAAUAAAUCAUCUUCACACUCUCUGCUACAUACACUGGCUUUGUUUCUGCCGUAAUGGACUCCAAUAGUGUCCAAUAGUGUUUCUGAAUAGAUUGCUUAUUUAUUGAGGUAGCUGAGCGCAGCGUUGGUGAAAAAUGAUUAUGAUUGCGCAGGUAGAUUGGGGACCAUCUCUGCUGAAGGACACUGGGAAGGUCCACAUAUACAUAUAAAACGGUGACGGGCAUACUGGGAGUGUACAGUAUGAACCCUUGUCUCCGUGUUGUUUCAUAUUUAUAACAUUGGAGAAUAGGUCACUGAAGGGUAUUUGCUGUAUUGUGCUGUGUUUCUGAACCAGAUCGCUGCUAGGACGGAUAUUUGAAGCAUUCCUUGAUGUAGACUACACGUAAUAUUUGCGUUUUUUGUUUACGAGUUUAUAGUUGUUGUAGUACUUGACUUUUCGUAGUAUCCAUUAACAUCUGUAAUACCACUACUACUGUUACUAUGUUGUUAUUGAUAGUUUACUACUGAGUUUUAUAGAACAAAAAUGUCUUAAGUUGAGAUAAUGGUUUGCAGAUCUCAUAAUUAAUUUACAGUAUACCAGAUUACAUAAAGACGCUUGAUAAAUAAUAGUUACAAGUUCAUAAUAGUAGUAGAUAGUUAAUAAUAAUUACUUUGCUUGUAGUAUUAUGUCUGAAAUGGUUGAGACAGAAAAAUGAGAAAUAAAUGCAUUCAAGACAAAAAAAAGUAAAUUUCUUAUAUCAUAUUUUGCUUUGCCAAACUAAAUUUGUAUCAAAUAGCAAACUCAGUUUUAAAUCAUCUGUCAUCAUCUAUGUGUUUUUUUCUCUCAACUCAAAUUUUAAGAUAAACUGUAUUUUUCAGAUUAUAAAUCACUCUGAAGUAAAAGUCGCACCAGUCAAAAAAUGUAUAAUGAAGAAGAAAAAAAACAUAUAUAAUUUGAACUUUUUGGGAGAAAUUAAUUUUAUAAAGUUAUAAUUUUAUAAACAACAGAACAGAGAACAACAGGCUGUUAACAUAUUACCAAACUGAUGAUCUCCCUCCAAAUCAAUAAAUCCAUUGAAUUUUUCAUCCUCUGUGUCACUUCUGAGCAACUGCGCAACCUCCAGAGGUAAACAAAGCACCGCUUCCUCUUCUGCGUCGUUGUCGUCAGUAUGAGUCCCAGUUAGAAUUAUUCUGGUCUUUCUGAAUCCCGACAGGAUGGUUUCGGUUGUCUUUAUAACUUUGUUUCAACUUUAAAUUUAGUAAUGGUGCGAUCAACUGACAUGAUGCAGACAGGACAGAGGCUCUCUCUGCAGGAAACAUGCGCAGUAGAGCGUGAUGUACAUGAGUAAUAGUAGAAGCGGCUACUGACACAAGUCUAGAGUGGCUUCUCACAGCUGUCAGUGUGAACAUUUUAAUAUAUAAAUCACACCGGAGUAUAAGUUGCAGGACCACCCAAACCAUAAUCCUAAACCAUGAAAAAAUUUAUGAGUUAUAGUCCGAAAAAUACGGUAUUUAAAAUUUAAACUAUAACUUCUCACGCAUAAAUAUAAAAAUGUGACAUAUAUAAUAUAACAUGAGAUUUGCAAACCAUUUUCUUUUUAUAUCUGCAUUUUACUCCAUAUAUAAUCCUAACAUAUAUCAGGUUAUAAUGUCACUUCUGCUGUAGAUGUUUGACUUGAAAGUAUUGCAUUACGUUGUUGACUAGAAGUACCAGCCCUUACAACCUCUUUGCAUUCUUUCCAAACAGUAACCUAUGCUCCUAACCAAAAUACUACCACUACUUAUUAAACUACUACUUUCCUAACUUCCUUACUGUAUCCACUGUAUUAGCGACUACUGUCUGCCUUGCUUUGUAUCUUUCAAUCAAACACUUUCAUUCUUUCUUUCUCCAUCAUGAUCUUCAUUACUGACAUAUUUUCGGCAAGGGCUAUCACGCUUUGGGUAAAUAGGCACAUAAACUAAACGUGGAAUCUGCACCAACUCCAGGAGAAGACCAGGUUUUGGCAAUGCAUGGACUGAAGGCGCCAUCUUGGAUCUUUUCGGCGGACAUUUUGGUAUGUUUGUUCUCAGUUUGAACCAUGUGACUUCCCUUUUCCAGCUGUUUUUAUCAUGACGUAACAAUUUGGGACUGUGAUUUGUGGUCGUUCUAGCCCCUUGCCAGACCAUUCCUUACUUGAUGAUGUACAUUACUUGAAAGGCAAAAGUUGGGGGUGUUUUUUAUACCAGUUUCAGUGUAGAAGGAAAAGUUAACGGGGAAUUGUGUAGGUUUUGUGGUUUGGGUUUAUUCAAUGCAUUGUCUGGGUCAGGAUACAGGUGAACGAUGACUUAGAAAUUUGUGGGAAAAUACUGUAGUAGUUCAAUUCCAAAACACAUAAAAAUGACAAGAAAGAAAAUUAAACUGUAAGCAUUAUGAACCUCUAGACGUCUGCCAAGGCACUAGUCUUUUCUCGCAAUACACAACAAUAUCCUAUUACUAUGAUAAAUGCUCUUUCAGUAAGCACCUACGAGUUCUAGUUUUGUUUUAACCUUCUUUUUUCCAAAACAAAAUUAAGUAAUGACUUUGUUAAAGCCACAGUGUAACUUUUUUUUUUUGUAAUGUAACUUUUUUUUUGCCAUAAAGCAGAGUUGAGUUCAUUAACCUUUCCAGCAAUUUUAGUACAUUUGUUAUACAUCCUUUUUCUCAGUACAACCUGUUAUUUCACGAUCUGCAUGCUGUAGUUGGGAUAUAUGGCUAUAAUAAAAGUUAUAGGACCAAAAAUACAAAUGGGAAAAAAAUGAAAAUAAAAUUCACCCUCAAACACACAGCAAGCAUGUAAUUUUAUUUAUUUUUUUAGACAUAAAAUGCUUAAUUUAGGGCCUUAGCUACAAAAAUACAAAAUAUCAAGUCUGUAAGUAAACUAAAAAUAUCCUUAUUGCCCUCACCAAAAAAAAGUGCAAUGGCCCCAUUACUUUACUUGUGCCAGUCAUGGAAACAGCUCCUGUCAGGUUUUAUUUUUCAAAUAAAAAUGGCAAGGGAUGCACAGUUACGCAGACCAAAAUGCAUAAUUUGCCAUUUAUUUGAGAAACAACAGCACGUAGAGUGGCUUUUUAAAUUGUUACGAACAAAGACGCUCAAAGCAGCCAAACAUUUUGACUGGCUACACUCUUUGGCAAAGUUUGGGCCAAUCGAAAUGGAUGGAGCGCAUACGCUUGGUGGAAAGCAAAGUUCCUAUUGGACACUUGUUUUCCCAAUGUCAUCAUGCAGCCUGUGUGUGACGUAGGAUAAUGCUGAAACCAAAAAACACGAAACUGUCAGCUUUUCAAGGGGAAAAAAAGCAAGUUUCAGUCUUUUAUGAUUGGGAAGUUAUGCAUGGUUAUGUCUGGAAGGGUUAAACAGAAAAACAUACAUCCUUACAGUGAGUGGGCUCUCCACAAACUGACUCUUACAUGGCCUGGGGAAGGGCCUUCUCUUGCUUGUUUCCAUGGACAUGUUGUUCCUUUGGCUAUAAUAUUCCACAGUAUGGCAUAAGACACAUCUAUCCCCAUGGAGAAUGUUCCAACGUGUGGUUUUAACUUUCUCUUUCCAUGGAAUCACCUUCAGAAAGUUACAUACUGUACCUUUAAAUUGGACUCAAAAAAUGAUUUAGGGCAUUUUUCAGACAAGAAACAAAUAAAUGGAUUAAAAGAACCAUCAAACAAAACAUUCUUAUUGUGCUACAUUUCCAGUAUUUUACAAAAAGAAAAAGAAAUUGACGUAUGCUGUAUUUUAACCUAUCAUUUUGAAUUUUACUUCGAAAACUACUACUUUUUCCCACAAAUGUCUGUGUCACUGAACUGCACCUGUUUGUCAUUGCCUUCAAGGAACUGUCCACUCGAGGCUCUGUCAUCCCACGGCCACAGCAGCCAUUUUUGUACGCUGUUAGUUGCACAAAACUUUUCGAGAAGCCUUCUGCACUGUGUAAAAAUAAUAAGGGUUGAUGUGAUGGGGGGGGUGGUCCAAUGGUACAGUCUGGUAGUUUUGAAUCAUUGAACUUGUAAAUACCUUUUCAUACUGCGGAAACCUUUUUGAUAAUGUUUUAAAUGUAAAAGUUGUACAUAAACCUUGGGAGUGUAGACUAUAUAUGAAUUUAUUUGUACACAAGAGCACUGGAUUUCUUUACUACUUGAUUGUAACUAAAAUGAAUAAUCUGCCAAAGUCUUAUUUCUCACCAUCGUCUUUUUGUUUGCAGCUUCUUAACAGCAGAUUAUAAUGUUAUUAAAUUAUGUUCCAUAGAUUCCAUUGCUGUGUUUUUAAAAGUUUAAGAUGAUUUUUUUUUUUCUGUUUUAAUUUAUUCGUGCCUUUUUCGUGCUCCUGUAUACUUCUUUGGUCCAUCUGUGUUAUGUG
Boleophthalmus pectinirostris (great blue-spotted mudskipper) is the source of this 11618-nucleotide messenger RNA. It is a transcript of the gene lrp8, whose product is annotated as low density lipoprotein receptor-related protein 8, apolipoprotein e receptor. Bases 273 to 3236 code for a protein of 987 amino acids. The record is from RefSeq and is a predicted model, not a curated record. The transcript has 19 exons. Gene Ontology annotation, molecular function: calcium ion binding; protein binding. Lineage: Eukaryota; Metazoa; Chordata; Actinopteri; Gobiiformes; Gobiidae.